Molecule: messenger RNA, 1784 nt
Organism: Ruditapes philippinarum (Manila clam)
Lineage: Eukaryota; Metazoa; Mollusca; Bivalvia; Venerida; Veneridae
Product: 4-hydroxy-2-oxoglutarate aldolase, mitochondrial-like
Exons: 7
Coding region: 149-1180 (343 amino acids)
Biological process (GO): N-acetylneuraminate catabolic process
Molecular function (GO): N-acetylneuraminate lyase activity; 4-hydroxy-tetrahydrodipicolinate synthase activity
Source: RefSeq, a predicted model, not a curated record
CUGUGGGAAUUACAUGUACACGCGAUCGGAUUACGCGAGGUUCGUUUACUACAAUCAGAUAUGUUUAUGAACGGAAUAUAGUUAAUAGUUGUUCACCGCGGAUUGUAUCUGUUAUGUUUAGGUGUAUAUGCAUCAAAAAUCUUAAGAUAUGGCGUGCCUUUUUGCUCGAGUUUUAAGGAUAAGACCGUUAGGUCAAAUUGUUAUCAGCGGAAUACAAGGUUGGACUAAAUCUGUAACGUAUUCCCCAUCGUUAUCGUCACGAAUGGCUUCAUCAUCAUCAGCAGCAUCAAAGAUGGACAUCAGUGGGAUAUAUCCACCAAUUGUUACACCUUUCAAUGCUGACGAAACGAUUGCAUAUGACAAACUGCAACAGAAUAUGGAAAAAUGGAAUAAAAUUCCGUUUAGAGGUUAUGUGGUUCAGGGAUCAAACGGUGAAUAUGUGUUCCUUAGAGAGGAUGAGAGAAUAGAUCUCGUGCGCAGGGUGUCCGAAAUGGCGGGAAAAGAUAAACUUAUUAUAGCCGGUGCAGGCUGUGAAUCAACCAGAGAUACCAUCGCUAUGUGUGAGAAGAUGGCGAAAGUUGGAGCGGAGGCGGUGCUUGUUGUGACGCCAUCUUACUACAAGUCGCUUAUGUCAAACGCUGCACUAAUCUCUCAUUAUACCAAGGUUGCGGAUGCAAGCCCAGUGCCUGUCAUUUUAUACAGUGUCCCGGGAAACACCGCGAUAGAUCUAGCACCGGAAGUAGUCAUUCAGCUCUCGUCACACCCAAAUAUAGCAGGAGUAAAAGAUAGCGGAGGUGACAUUGCAAAGAUAGGAUACAUGGUGCAUGCAACAAAGGGAAAUGAUUUCCAAGUUCUUUCUGGAUCUGCCAGCUUUUUACUGGCUUCGUAUACAUUAGGUGGCGUUGGUGGUGUUUUAGCUCUAGCUAACAUCUUAGGUGAGCAGUGUUGUGACGUAGAAAAACUCUUCAAGGCGGGAAAAAUGGAGGAAGCAAAGUUAUUACAACAUAGGUUAAUUGAUCCAAAUAUAAUGGUAACAAAGAAGCUGGGCGUGCCAGGUUUAAAGAGAGCCAUGGAGAUGUUGGGUUACUAUGGAGGUCCUUCAAGGUCACCACUUCAACCAAUCACAAAACAGAAUGAGGAAGCCCUCAGGACUGUACUGACUAAUGAAGGAUUUUUGUAACAACUAUGAAUAUGGAUCUGUAUUAAGUUAUAUUCUCGCAUCUAUAGAUCUGCACAUUUGAUUGAUUGAUUUUUUUGAUAUUUAAAAAAAAUGCGUAUGCAUAUACAGUGUAUGUAUAUUCAGAGGGAAAAUUAGUAAACACAAUAUAGUGAUAAUGAUAGUUCUGCUGCUAAGCCUGUAUAUCUAUACAUUCCGCCAUUUGAUAAUAGAACAACAACUGUGAUAACUGAAUAUUUAGAGAACGGAAUACAGUGUCAGAAGAGGGAUUUUUUAUUUACAGUGUAAAGCUCUCAAAUUUAGAAUGUUAUAACAACAUUGUUUAUCAUAAGAAUGUAAUAUUUUAAAACAUUUUGACUUGAUAGUAAAUAGAACCUCACAGUGAAUAUUGAAUGUUUACUACUACGAUAUGGGUGGUUCUCCCAAAUUUUAUAAUAUACAUUUAAUACAAUGUUUUGUUAUUUUAUAUACAGAUUUCUGUUGAUAUUUCUUACAGGAAAAAAUGUACUCAAAGUUAUACAAUGUAUAUUGUUAUAUGCAAUCUCGGAAUAUUAUAAUUGAAAAUUGUUUAUCAUUUUGUUGAAAAUACAUAGAAUCACUAAAUUAA